Molecule: messenger RNA, 1995 nt
Organism: Paramecium tetraurelia
Lineage: Eukaryota; Ciliophora; Oligohymenophorea; Peniculida; Parameciidae
Exons: 3
Source: RefSeq, a predicted model, not a curated record
AUGUCUAAAUUAUAUAAGAAUGCAUCGCAAAACAAUUUCUAUCAAUCCCAAACUAUUCCAAAAUUCAGGCCUCCUAAUCCUGUCGGUCCGUCAUUGCCUAAGUACAAUGAUUGGUUGGGAUCUGAGGAAGGCAACGCUUUAUUAAAUGCACUGAAAUAGGAAAAUCAUGUCUUGAAGGAACAUAAUAAAACAGUAGAAGGGUAUCUCAAAAAUGUGGUUAAGGUAUUUGAAUCAUUGAAUCUUGAAAACUCAAAUCUGAGAAAAGAAAUUGAAUAAAGAACAGAAGAUUUGCAACGGGUAAUUGAAUCCACAGCCACCAAUCAAACUUUAAAUGAGUAGGAUCUGAGACAUUAAAUAUAAUUGUAUGAAGAUGAACUUGGAGUACUCAAUUAACAUAUAAGCAAUAUUAAAGGAGGAGAUCAAUUGCAAAAGUCUUUAUUGGAGGAGAAGGAGAAUUAGCUUAAGAAAUCUAAGGAAUUGAUUUAGAAAUUGGAGUCGAAUCUAACUAGUAUGUAUUAAAAGGAGAAAGAUGUGUCAAAUGAGGCACAAACUAAAGACAUAAAAAUAAAAGAAUUAACUGAUAAAUAUAAUGAAUUGAAUAAAAAGUAGAAACCGUUGGAGGAGAAGGUCAGAUAAUUAAAUUAGCAAAAUGAUAGUUUGGUUUAAAAAGUUAAUUCGUUGGAGAGUGCAAAAAAGAAAUUAGAAGAUGAUGAAGCAGCAAAAUUCAAAGAUAUAUACACACAAAACUAUUCUCAGAAAACUGACUUGGAACAUCUACGUCAUCUAUGCAGUCAAUAAGAAAUAUUGAUCAAAGAAUUACGAUCAGAAUUGGGUUCUCUAAAAUAAGAAAAUUAUCCAUAAUAAAUAAUCAUAUUAAAAUAAGAAAACAAUACUGUUUAAUAAGAGUUAAUUUUGGAAUAAAAACGACACAGUAACACAUCUUAGAGAGAAUAAUCCGGAAUGGAAAAACUGACUUCUGUCAAAUUACAAUUGGAUAGUUUGUAAACUAAAUAUAAUUUAUUGUUGUCAGAUUAUGAAAAUUUAAAGUAAGAAUAUGAUAGGGAUUUGGAGAAAAUGAAUUAAAAAUAGAAAUAGAUGAUUGAAAAAUAAAAGUUAGCAAAUCAAUAACUGAUUUCUGAUCAUAAUUUAGAGAUAUCAAGAUUAGAAUUUAGAAUCAAGGAACUUACCUUACAAAUGGAAUUAUUGUAAAAAGACAAUUAAUAAAAGGACAAGUAAUUAUUAGAAAUGAAGUAAUUGUUAUUGGAUUUGGAAAACUUGAGGAGAGAUUUGAUUGAAUAAAAAACUAUCAUUGUAUAGAGAGAUCACAAAAUUGAAAUCUUGACUUAGUAAUACAAUGAAUACCUGGAGAGUUCUAAGAAAAAAUAUUCAGAUUUGGAUGACAGAUACAAUAAUUUAUAGGAAUUAUUUAGAAAGGAGUAAGAAAAAAAUGACACUCUCUAUAAAUAAAAUGAGAAGAUGAUAUGGUAUAAGGAGUAGUUUGAUGAAAUGGAGGAGAAGUUAAGAAAUCUCAAAUUAAUAUAAGAAAAUUACAAAAUUGAAAUUAACACUUAUUAGUCAAAGAUUUCAAGAUUAGAAAUUGAAAAUGAGGAAGUUAAACAGAUAAAUAAUUCUAAUGAAUAGGAGAUGACUCAAAUUCAAGCAUAUGCUAGAAAACUAGAAAAGUAAAUUCAAGAAAUUGAAUAUUUAAAAUUAGAAAAUAAAACUUUGAGAGAGACUAAUUUUAGAGAGGCUAUUGCAUUUUAGACUACUACUUAAACUCAUAAUAGAAAAUCUACUUCUUCAAGAUAGGAUGAAUAGGAUUCAGGAUCAAGGGAACCACAAAACAUAUAAACCAAAGGAUUUAAUGUUACAUCUAAAUUUGUUUAGCAAAACUUUAACUACUUAGCCUUCUAAUUAGCAAUUGAAAUAGUAAUUGCACAAAACAAGUAAUCAAAAUUCAAAUCAAAUUCUACAGACUUACGAUGUUUAAAAUGA